GCCCGGGCUGAGCCAGUUCCCACGCUCUUCUCCUUGCGCUCUCCGCCGUCCGCCCCGUCCGACUUCGCCUCGCCGUCUUCUCGGGCUCCCCCCAUGGCGGGCUCGUCGCCUCCCCCGGCUUACUCCGACCUCAAGCGGGGCCUGGAGAAGACCGGCAGCGGUGCCGAGCUCCAGCUGAACGGCGCCGAGGAGAUCCCGGGCCCCGAAGAGGAAGAGGAGCCGCGCCCCGCGCCCAAAAACUACUUGUGGCUGAGCAUUUUGUCCUGCUUCUGCCCUGCGUACCCCGUCAACAUCGCCGCCUUCGUUUUUUCGAUCCUGGCGUUAAACAGCUACAAUCAAGGCGACAUCGAAGGAUCGAGAAGGCUGGGCCACACGGCUCUGCUGGUCGCCAUCGCGUCAAUUCUGAUCGGUAUCUUGAUGAUUGCAAUCCUUUGUAUUGUCCAUUAUACUACGCACACCAUCUGAAUGCAGAGAUGCGGGAUGUGAACGUAUCCCAUCUCCAGGCCCGUGACACAGGGGGAGGGUCUGUCCCCAGGAAGAAAAUGUAAACACGGAUGCUCAACAAACCAGAUCUGGUUUGUUCCAUUUUUAUCCUACAAACCUGGCUCGAGGCACAGGUGGAAAUCUCCAGUGAUCGUUUGCUGGCGGUGGGUUCCCUGUGUCGAGAGAUUAGCAGUUCCCUCCCCUCCGAAGAACCGAAAACAGGAAAAA
Molecule: messenger RNA, 711 nt
Organism: Protobothrops mucrosquamatus (brown spotted pit viper)
Lineage: Eukaryota; Metazoa; Chordata; Lepidosauria; Squamata; Viperidae
Gene: TMEM233
Product: transmembrane protein 233
Exons: 3
Coding region: 94-465 (123 amino acids)
Cellular component (GO): membrane
Source: RefSeq, a predicted model, not a curated record